GAGUCUACGUCAUGACCGUAUGCGCACGCACUCCCUCACACUCUUGCUCCAUAGCUUCGAUCGUGUGAACAUUCAUCGAUAGUCUCUCUUAAUAAACGACCGUUUCUGUGAAUUAUAUCUGUGCUUCUUUUACUGAAACCUAUCCCAAAAUAAGCGCAUGCCGAUAGGUUAUGGGCCCGGCAACAAUUCUGCUGCGCUGGGAUUAGUAAAAGAAACUUUUUUCGAGAAUUAAUCAUCGUCGCGUUCGGCGUGCUCGCGGCGUGUACAGACUUGCCUCGCGCGUCCAUUGUGAUCAAGUGCCCAGGAUUGUAACGAGUGAACUACGAGUUUUUACGAACAGUUAAAAGGAUUUAAACGACCGUUUGCAAUGACUGCGACAAUUAAAAAGGUGAUAGAUAGAUGCAGAAAGGCCCUGGAAUUAGAAAGUGAAAUUAUAGAAGUCCGGAUAGGGAUAGACGAUUCCUUUUUCAAGGCAACUUUUGCUGAAGGAGAAACGAUCAGUUUGAGCAAGAAUUCACUGAAAAACGAUUGGGACAAUUUAGUGAAAGAAAUCCGAGAACUUGAGAGGUUAGCUCCACCAAACGGCGACGUCAAAUGCAUAAGAGAUGCUAGUCCAAGUGAUUUGAAGGCCAAAAAUCCAAGUGACACUUCUCUAACAAGACCGGACCAAAUGUUGACAGAUAAAGAAGUCAUGAAAGACAUCAAUGAUUUUAUUAAUGGCAUUGAACAAAAUUCAGGUGUGUCGCCAGGAACUACAACGAGCGGUCCUGGAAACGACGAAAUUGAUCCAGUUAAUCUCGAUAUGGAGAAUAACAUUCCUCCAAUUGGUCCAAAUCAUCCUGACAUGACUUCCGACAACAAAAAUCAAAACGAUGACAGUAAAGACGGUAGUAAAGACGGUACUGACAAUUUGUUAACAAAUGACAGUAAUAAAAACUUGGUUAAUAAAAAAUUACACAAAAACCACAGUUCUGACAAUGAAAUUAAUUCAAAAAAUAAAAACGAAGUGACUUCUGAAAACGACAGUACUCAAAAGGACAGUAAUAAGAAAGACAGUAAAAUAAAUAACAACGACAGUAUUGAUAAUAAAAAUUUAACGAAUAAUAAUGAUAAAGGGGCAGUUGGCCCUAUUCAAAGCACAAAACGACAGUUCAAUAGUGACGAAAAUUCCGAUCCAAGCAACGGCAAAAUGGAGAGACGAAUAAAUGUUUUGGAUUCGAGAAUGGGUCAACUAGAACACAUGAUGGAUUUAACCCUUAAUAUGACAACGAAAAUGCAUGAAACCAUGCAAACAUGGCUUGACCGUUGUAAACCGGAAAAUAAGGCGGAAGCAAAUCAAGCACAAGCAGCAACCAAGAACCAUCCUGGUUCAAAAACGACUGCUAUGGCCUCCGUACAAUUCGCAAAUUCGGGUCAACGACAGUGGGUAAACGAACGAUGUUACGAGUGUGACGAUUAUGGCCAUAUGAAGAACGAAUGUCCCUUGAAAGGUCAAGGUUUACGAAAAUGCUACGAGUGUCAAAAAUUCACAACUCAUAAAGCUUAUGAGUGUGAAAAACGACUGGCUAGAAGCAGAGGCAGAGGAAUCGCAUAUAGCGAUUAGCCAUGAGCUUUUUGACUGACAAUGGAAGACUGGAUUCUAAUUGAUCUCAAUGACGGUGCCAUAAAAGAUGAUUCCAAAGACUGUUUUGAUGGAAAAUAAUCAGUAUUUAACCAGAAAAAGUGAUUUUACGAAAUACUUCGUUUCUAAUUAUAGUAUUUUUGUAUUGUUCGAUUUAUAUUUUUAUAUCAAGUUAACUUUAAUAAUUUUAAGUACUUUAAUAAUAUUUUAUAAUACGACGAGUCAAUCUCGGGAGGGAGUGUUGGAUUUGUAUCCUUCGCGGUAUAUGCUCUAUUGACUCUAGCGGUUACGAGUCUACGCCAUGUCCGUAUGCGC
Molecule: messenger RNA, 1936 nt
Organism: Leptopilina boulardi
Lineage: Eukaryota; Metazoa; Arthropoda; Insecta; Hymenoptera; Figitidae
Exons: 5
Coding region: 368-1603 (411 amino acids)
Molecular function (GO): nucleic acid binding; zinc ion binding
Source: RefSeq, a predicted model, not a curated record